AUGGCUUCCACAAACCCCAAAGAGAUCGUUGCAGAGAUACCUACCUAUAUCAGAGUCUUUAGUGACGGCACCGUCGAAAGACCAAGACAAGCACCCUUUGUGCCACCUUCGAUAGAUGACUCUCGAACAGGGGUCUCGUCCAAAGACAUCGUCAUCUCACAAAAUCCCCCUGUUUCAGCUCGAAUUUACCUUCCAAAAUUAACCCCAAUCAACGACCAAGACCAUCCUCAGAAUUUUCCCAUCUUGGUCUACUUUCACGGUGGUGGAUUCUUCUUCGAAUCUGCUUUCUCCCAACUCUAUCACCACUACUUCAACACCUUCGUUUCUCAGACAAACAGCAUAGUGGUUUCCGUGGAGUACAGGCUCGCCCCGGAGCACCCUCUCCCUGCUUGUUACCACGAUUGCUGGGACGCUCUCAAAUGGGUCGCGGCCCAUUCCACCCAAAACAACGCUUCCAAUGAAGAUCCAUGGCUGAUUCGCCACGGUGAUUUCCAAAGAGUUUUCAUCGGGGGUGACAGUGCAGGUGGGAACAUAGUUCACAACGUCGCCAUGCGUGCUGGGACUGAACCCUUACCUUGUGAUGUUAAACUACUAGGAGCUAUUUUCUCCCACCCUUACUUCUGCGGUUCGAACCCAAUUGGGUCGGAAUCUGUUACAGGGCGCGAACAGAGUUUACCCUAUUUGGUUUGGGACUUUGUUUACCCUUCUGCGCCAAGUGGCAUUGAUAACCCCAUGGUCAACCCCUUGGCUCCAGGGGCACCAAGCUUGGGUGGACUUGGGUGUUCCAAGAUCUUUGUGUGCGUGGCUAGCGAGGAUAAAAUUAGGGAUAGAGGGGUUUGGUACUAUGAGGGUGUGAGGAAGAGUGGGUGGCAAGGGAAACUGGAACUGUUUGAGGAGAAUGGUGAGGAUCAUGUUUAUCAUAUUUUCCAUCCGGAAUCUGAGAAUGCAAUGAAGCUGAUCAAACGCAUGAAUUUGUUUCUGCAUCAGUAG
Molecule: messenger RNA, 990 nt
Organism: Sphenostylis stenocarpa
Lineage: Eukaryota; Viridiplantae; Streptophyta; Magnoliopsida; Fabales; Fabaceae
Source: the annotation of a GenBank genome assembly